AGCACUGGUAAGCACAUGGGUGGAUCGAUGGGCCUUGCAUCAGUUUGCAUUCCUCCAGGAAUUGCGUGUACGCAUUUGUAUACGAUACUCGCAUGUCGGGUGUAAUUUCGUGUUUUUCUACACAAUAAUGCGUCUAAAGUAACUUGAAGUAACUUGGAUGUAAUCUUAAUCAUAGUUAUCGUUCAUAUUGAUGUACAAGACGUUUUGAGUGACACGCACGCUUGAUAGAAUAAUAAAAAUGGAUCGCUACAAUGAAUUCCAAGCCAUUGUGCUCGCCGGAGGAAAAGGCUCCCGCAUGACAGAGCUGACAGCAAGCCAGCCGAAAUGCCUGCUACCGAUCGCCAACGCUCCCAUGAUCUGGUUUCCCCUGCAACUCCUCGAGCGUUCGGGCUUCAAGGAGGCGAUCGUCAUUAUCGCCGAGGAAAACAAGUCCGACGUGUCGGUGGCCUUGGAUAAAUUGGGUCUGAAAAUCAAGCUGGAAUUCGUGGGAAUUCCAGGGACCGAGGACCUUGGCACAGCUGAUUCCAUCAGGCUCAUUCACGAAAAAAUUUAUACCGAUAUCUUGGUGAUAUCCUGCGACCUGAUCACGAAUGUGGAUGUAUUGGACAUCCUGAACUUGUACAGAAAGCACAAUGCGAGUCUGACCGCUCUGAUGUUACCUAUGCCGAGAAUCCCGGACGACUUUGUAACGCCAGGUCUGAAGAACAAGCAGAAGCCGGAGACAGAUUUGAUCGGCAUCGACAAUAACACAGGGCGAUUGGUAUUCUUGGCUUCCGCGUCUGACUUCGAGGAAACAAUUAACAUCUCGAAGAGGCUUCUCACGAAGCAUGCCAGCUUCACCAUUAACUCCAAACUGAUGGAUGCGCAUUUGUACAUUAUUAAGAAAUGGGUGCUAGAUUUUUUAAUAUUUGACAAAAACUUUACGACUCUGAAGGGUGAACUUGUGCCAUAUAUAGUCAGUAAACAGUUACUUAAACCUAAACAGUCUAUGGAUGACAAGACUUCCAUAGUGCAAAUGGAUUUGAAAGAGGAUAUCUCCCACUUUGCAAUGGAGAACCCGUUAGAUGAGCUGAUAACAAAGAUGUCAGCCUUCAAUGAUCACAGAACUGAUCUGGAGGACCCAUAUAAUGGGGAUGUAAUACGAUGUUACGCUCAUGUACCGACUGAAAAUUUUGGUCUUAGAGCGAAUACCAUACAAAUGUAUCAUCUUGCUAAUGCUAAGAUAUCAGAAUGGUGGACCUCUGCCAGCCAGUUGCCGCUUUUGCCGGCAUUGUCGAAGUCGGCGGUUGUAAACACAACACAGCUGCAAGAAUGUCGCGUAAGUGAUAAUUCGGUUAUUGAUAGCAAAACGUCGUUGAGACACAGUCAUAUCGGGCCUUGCACCACCGUGGAAACGAAGACAAGGAUAUCUCAGAGUGUGCUAAUGGGAUGUGUAACUAUUAAGCCAAGAUGUGUCAUUCACAAUUGCAUACUAUGCAAUGGUUGCAUCAUCGAGGAAGGCACCGAAUUGAAGAGUUGCAUCGUUGGAGCAGAUUACGUUGUGAAAUCUGACAGCCAACACUCUCACGAAGUACUCACUGAUGCAGAUAGGCUUAUAGAAAUUUAACUACCCACAUUUUGUACUGUUUACAAAUUAUAAAUAUAUUGUAGAUAUUAUUUAUAAAAAA
This is a messenger RNA of Wasmannia auropunctata (little fire ant), 1667 nucleotides long. RefSeq names its product translation initiation factor eIF-2B subunit gamma (gene eIF2Bgamma). Gene Ontology annotation, biological process: biosynthetic process; cytoplasmic translational initiation. Gene Ontology annotation, molecular function: guanyl-nucleotide exchange factor activity; translation initiation factor activity. NCBI's taxonomy places the organism in Eukaryota, Metazoa, Arthropoda, Insecta, Hymenoptera, Formicidae. The record is from RefSeq and is a predicted model, not a curated record. Gene Ontology annotation, cellular component: guanyl-nucleotide exchange factor complex; eukaryotic translation initiation factor 2B complex. The transcript has 5 exons. The coding region runs from base 239 to 1606 and encodes 455 amino acids.